Molecule: messenger RNA, 2719 nt
Organism: Cicer arietinum (chickpea)
Lineage: Eukaryota; Viridiplantae; Streptophyta; Magnoliopsida; Fabales; Fabaceae
Source: RefSeq, a predicted model, not a curated record
GAUGUAAUUCCUGCCGACGAAUGUUGCUCGUUACAUGUGCAAAAUGUAAUGAUCAUUUUUUGUAUUCCUGGGCAUUUCUGUGAUAAAUGGCCGGUUGUAUAGAUGUUAUAAUUUUUUUUAAAUCUUAAAAGCAAUGGUAAAUACGACUAAUUAAAUUAUAUAAUUGUAAGGUAUCAAUUUUAAAUACGGGACAUAACGUUUAACGUAAGAGUUAACAAUUUACUACUGCACAAUUUGUUUUUUUAAAAUGACAAUUGUUUCAAAACAAACUGACAUCUCAAAUCUCUUGUAUCAAAAACAGCCUCUAAUGUUCAUAGAGUGGAACGAUUAGUGUCUGUAUCUUUAUCGAAUUUAAGGUAUAUAAACAUGGUUUGACCGAACAAAAUAGUGAGAUAUCUUGUAUUUUUAUUUUGGUUGGAUAGUUAGGUUUCUUUUAAAUAUUAGUGAUGCGGCUACAAUAAAAUGCUUAAAAUAUAAUUUCCUUCAGAAAAUAUAAAUAUAGUUUAUGCGCUUGAUAACUUAAAAUGUGAUCAAGUCAGUAAUGGAAGGGGAGAGUGCUCUGACUUUGUUUCUCUCUACCUCUUUUGAAAUUGUUCUUUGCUUUUUUUUUUUUCUAUUGGAUAAACAAAACUGAAUGUCAACACUUGUGUUUUUUCUUAAAAAAUUCCAUUAAAAGAAUUAAAGAAUGUUCAAAAAAUCUACGCGAUAAAUUGAGACUUGCAUUUUUGUGUGUUUUGUAUAAAAACAAAAAAUAACAAAGAUCAAUUCGGGGAACACAAAAUAAAGGGAUGUUAGAUUUAGAAGAAAAGUUUGUGAAUAUUUUCUAUCAUACAUAUUUCAAUGCAUUCUCCGUUUUUAUUGAUUGAAAUUUAUAUCUAUUGUAAAAUUUGUUAGAAUUUAUGAAUUUUAACAAAUAAAAAAAUUAUAAAUAAAAUGUCUAAAAUAUCCUGAUUAAAACUAAGAAAUUAUCAUUAUACCUUAAACCUAAUUCUCUCCUCUCCCUCCUGCCUUGCCUUGUGAAGUGCGAACACGAUCCUGCUCUGAAACACACGAUUCAUCAGCUUGCAUCUCGCUCAGUCGCCCUCGCCCCCGCUUUGGUUGAUCCUUCUUCAAAACUCAAAAGAGAAGUUUCUGAGAAUGAAGAGUAGUAAAAGAAUUGAUUCUUUUUUGAAGAGGAAAAUUUGUGAGGGUGAAAGACAUGAAAAAAUUAUAACUUCUACGUCUGAAACUAUCUCCGAGAAUUCAAGAAUUGAAGAAAAUGAGAAUCAUCUUUUUAAGGUUGCUAGAGUUUUCGAAGAUAAAGUAUGUGAUAUACUUUCUCGACACAAUCUUGAUAUUUCUAACAUGCGUCAAGAGCAUGAUGAUGCUAGUAAUAUGAGAGGAGAAUGGAACAGUUUACAAGCUGUAUUUAUGAAAGAUUGUCCUUAUGCAUACUAUGUCCAUUGUUUUGCUCAUCGAUUGCAACUUGCUUUGGUUACUGCAUCAAGAGAAGUUGUUCCAAUUCAUAAAUUUUUUGAGAAGCUAACUUUUGUUGUUAAUGUUGUUUGUUCUUCUACUAAGCGUCAUGAAGAGUUACAAGCUCCUCAAUUAGAGGAAAUUGCACAUUUGCUAGAAAUUGAUGAGAUUGUAACCGGUAAAGGUAUAAAUCAAAUUGGUACUUUGAAACGAGCUAACGAUACUUGUUGGCGAUCACAUUUCUCUUCUAUUUGUAGCUUGAUAAAUAUGUAUGAGGCAAUUUGUAUUGUUUUAAAAAAAAUUACAAAUGAAAGAGGAAAUUAUUCUACACGUGGGGAUGCUGAUAGUGCUUAUAAUUAUUUGAAGUCGUUUGACUUUAUAUUUAUCUUGCAUUUGAUGAAAGAAAUUAUGGGGAUAACUGAUAUACUUUGUCAAGCCUUACAACAACAAUCUCAGGAUAUAGUUAAUGUCAUGUGUUUGGUUGAAACUACAAAGUCUCUUAUUCAAGCAUUGAAAGAAGAUGGUUGGGAUGCAUUAUUUACUGAAGUGAAGACUUUUUGUGAAAAACAUGAUAUUGAAAUUCCUGAUCUCAACGAUGUUCAUUCAACAACAAGAUUUGGACGCUCUCAUCUUCAACAAGGUCAAGUUACAAUAGAGCAUUAUUUUAGAGUUGAAAUAUUAUUUACUGCCAUUGAUCAACAAUUACAAGAGUUGAAUAACAGAUUUAGUGAGCAAGCAAUGAAUUUGUUAACUCUAAGUUGUGCUUUGACUCCUAAGGAUAAUUAUAAAGCUUUUAACAUUGAAAAAAUUUGCACUCUAGUUGAAAAAUAUUACCCUGGGGAUUUCAAUAUGCAAGAGAAGAUUAAUUUGAAAUUUCAACUCCAACAUUUCUUGGUUGAUGCUCGUCAAGAUUUAAAUUUCAAGAAUUUAUCAACUAUUCAAGAAUUGUGCUCAUGUUUGGUUGCAACUGAAAAGGCGCAAAAUUUCUAUUUGAUUGUUAGACUACUUCGUCUUAUCAUGACUCGUCUUAAGAAACAAGAUGGAAGCUGACUUUUUGGCAGAUAGCAUGACGAUAUAUAUUGAAAGGGAAUUUGCUGCAAGUAUUAGUUCUGAGUCUAUUAUUGAUAAUUUCAAGUUAAUUAAAGAGCGUAGAUCAUUACUUUAAGGUAUUCUUAAGUCAUGUAGUUAAAUUAUUUGAUAUUUCACUUUGUGUUUAUUAGAAUUUAAUUUUUUGCUAUAUAAUGUUAUUUGUAUAUUUAAUUUA